Elaeis guineensis (African oil palm) is the source of this 861-nucleotide messenger RNA. RefSeq lists its product as uncharacterized. Gene Ontology annotation, cellular component: histone acetyltransferase complex. NCBI's taxonomy places the organism in Eukaryota, Viridiplantae, Streptophyta, Magnoliopsida, Arecales, Arecaceae. The record is from RefSeq and is a predicted model, not a curated record.
GUGCCAUGUGGCGCAACAGCGACCCAGCGAAAUCCACUAACACCUCGUAAAGCUUCAAGGGCCGCGCCGUCAUCGUUCUCUGACCAGUUUUCACCUCGUAUCUAAUUUUGGGGGCGAAUUCGAAAUCUCGCUGAUGGGAUGGAGUCAGAAGGGCAAAGAGUGGCCUCAAAUCCCUCGGCCAUGCUCGCGGCCCUGGUGAGCAAGAGAGAGAAGCUCCAGGAGGAGCUCCGAAGCAUCGAGAGGCAAGUCUAUGACUUAGAGACUACUUACUUACAAGAUUCGAACCAGUGUGGUAGUGUAUUGAAAGGCUUUGAAGGUUUUUUAUCAUCAUCUAAGAGCAAUACCAACCUAAAGCGCUCCAGGAAGUUUCAGCCUGAAGAAAGGCUAUUCUCUUUGUCAUCUGUUACCUCACCAGCAGUUGAAGAGCAUGUAGCUGGAAGGGAUGAUGGAAGGUCUGAAUAUGGUCCCGGACGGUCAAAGGGUGCAAGCGCUCAUGCAAAUGGACAGGGAAAACCGAAGAAGGGCGGAAGAAUAGUAUUGAGAGAGGGAAAGAGAAUCCGACCAAGUGAACUAGAAUUAGAUGAUGAAGAUGAUCUUGACAUACCCAUGAGAUAAUAUAUCGACUUCAAUUUAUGGCACUGUCGGUUCAGCCUUUGCUGUAGAUUUUAUUUAUCUCAUGUUGGUCAAUUCAGCUUAUCCAAUGUAAAGACUAUAUUUUUGAAUUCUAAUAUUUGAUGGUGAACUAUGGACCAUCAGUUUUAUUUGUUGUAUAAAUUACUGAAGUGUGAAGAUAUAUCGACGGUUUUGUUUUCUUUUGUUAUAUCUUGCUACUGUAAAAUGAAAAACGCUGCUUUUAUUGUC